This is a messenger RNA of Leptosia nina, 522 nucleotides long. The record is from the annotation of a GenBank genome assembly. NCBI's taxonomy places the organism in Eukaryota, Metazoa, Arthropoda, Insecta, Lepidoptera, Pieridae.
AUGGAUCCUUUAAUGGACGUUAUAAAGAAUUCAGAGGAGCCAGAAUGGCUUGAACGAAUUGUAGUAGGUGAACUGCGACUAUGGCAAAUUAUGUUUUUAUGUUUAGCUGGUCUUACGGCUUUAAUCGUAAUGGUGUGUUGCUGUUUCCGUUUUCGUAUUCCCCGCACGAAACAACAAAUCGAAGCUGACUACAAGAGACGCAAGAUCACACAAAAGUUCAGGCAACAACUUGAGACCAUACAGGAUUCUAAAAUGGAUACCAUUUCGUUGAAGGAUGCUUUGGAACUGUUGCAUGAGAGGACACAUUCGAUGGAGGACAAUCAGGGCUCGCAGCCUAGUUCUAUAAUGUCGCCGCAACAAUUGAGCUCAUUGGAAACGUACCAACCAGACCAAAAACCAGAUCCACAGACAUCUACUAGCCAGACCUUUGUGAAAUUUGCGACGAAGGUGGCCAACCUUUCUAAAUUCGGCCAACCCAAGUCGCCGACAUCACCAACUGCGCCUGGUAAAAUGGAUUUUUAA